Messenger RNA from Trichogramma pretiosum, 407 nucleotides. RefSeq lists its product as uncharacterized. Lineage: Eukaryota; Metazoa; Arthropoda; Insecta; Hymenoptera; Trichogrammatidae. The record is from RefSeq and is a predicted model, not a curated record. The coding region runs from base 93 to 407 and encodes 104 amino acids. The transcript is spliced from 2 exons.
AUAGUACUUUGUAGCACUGUGAUUUAUCUUAAUUUAACAAUUAAAGACUCUUAUAGUUCAAAGUAUUGUGAAAAAUAUUAUUCUACAUUGAAAUGGAAGGUUCUACUUAUCGGAAGCAUUUGUAUCCUGUUUCCCAAUGUUGCGUCGUGAGCUGCAACAGUAAAGUGACAGAUAAAAGUAAAAAAUUUUAUUCUUUUCCAACGGAUAGCAAAAUUUAUCCUCUUAAGGCUAAAAGAAGAGAGAAAACAACGAUGACAUGUUGUGGGUGCCUACGAUACAUCAUAAAAUCUGCUGUCGUCACUUUAUUGGAAAUGAAAAAUCAGACGAUUUUCAAAGCCCAAGUUAUAACCCGACAAUAUUUCCAGCUUAUCGAACGGCAAUAUCUGCAUUUCCUGACGAUGCACUAA